Messenger RNA from Danio rerio (zebrafish), 2422 nucleotides. NCBI's taxonomy places the organism in Eukaryota, Metazoa, Chordata, Actinopteri, Cypriniformes, Danionidae. The record is from RefSeq and is a predicted model, not a curated record.
CACCAAAGCCCCGCCCCUCAGGUUCCACUCUCUCUCUAUCCCUUCUUCCCUUCAUGUGUAUUUACGUGAGCAGAAUCCCGCCACCCGGAAGUUUCCGAUGGAUGAUGUUGGCGAUUACAGCGCGCUGAUUUGCUCGUCCAUUGCGGCUCCGCUGGCGCUCAGUGAACCGGCUGCGCGGGGAUGUCCGGCCGUGUGAGUGCUCCUCCGGCAUGAAGCAGGGCUCUCCGUGACUCCUCCAGGAUGCUCCGGCUGUUCGCGGCUCUGGUGGUCCUCGGGCUGCUGCUCGCCUGCUUCACUUCCUGGCUCUUCGACAGCUAUGACGGCGCCUGGCACCCGAAACGCAGCUUAUUCCCCCAGUCCGGGCGCAGCGGCGGCCCUCCGCACCCCGGCGGACAGCGGGACAACAUCUUUUGGUUCGUGCAGGUGUCCGACAUCCAUAUCAGCCGUUUCCACGAUCCGAGGCGCAUCCCAGACUUCGAGAAGUUCUGCACUGACACUAUUGACGUCAUUAAACCUGAUCUUGUGCUGGCCACAGGGGACUUGACAGAUGCAAAGACUGAGAGUAAAAUGGGCUCUCUUCAACAUGAAGUGGAGUGGCAGGCCUACCACAACGUCCUGAAAAGAUCUCGAGUGCUGGAACGCACAAAAUGGAUUGACAUUCGUGGAAACCAUGAUGCCUUUAAUAUCGUUUCUCUGGAGAGCGUGAACAAUUAUUACAGGAAAUACUCUGCCAAUCAGAAAGUAGGAUCCUUCCACUACGUACACAGAACUCCCUUCGGGAACUAUUCGUUCAUUUGUGCUGAUGCCACUCUGGUCCCGGGACCAAAACGGCCUUAUAACUUCUUUGGGAUUAUCGAUGAGUCUCAGAUGGACAUGUUGGAGACCUUCAGAGAGGAGAGCCUGAGCAGUAACAAGUCCAUCUGGUUUGGACAUUAUACCACAUCCACUGUCAUCUCCCCCUCCCCAGGAAUCCGAGAGCUCAUGAGUACAGCUGUGGCAUAUUUGUGUGGGCACCUACACACACUGGGAGGCUUCAUGCCGGCUCUGCACAGUCGCCAUCAAGGUGGCACCCUGGAAUUAGAGCUGGGAGACUGGAUGGACAAUCGCAGGUACAGGAUUUUGGCUUUCGACCAUGACCUGUUUAGCUUCUCCGACUUGACGUUUGAGGACUGGCCCGCCAUGCUGAUCACCAACCCUAAAGACGCACAGUACCUGCAACCAGGAGUGGAGCCUCUGGGUCGAAUCCGCAGUUCCACUCACAUCAGGGUCCUUGCUUUCUCUGAAUCCCCCAUCACAGCCGUGUACGUGAGCGUGGACGGAGUUACACUGGGAAAAGCAGUCAGCGCUGGAGGUCCUCUAUAUGUGCUGCUCUGGGAUCCAAUGCACUACGCUACAGGACUGCACACUAUCAAAGUCAAAGUGGAGGACUCUGCAGGCCGCUCAAAAGUGCGUGAGCAGCAGUUCACGCUGGAGGAAGAGCUCACUCCCAGCUUCGGCUUCGUGCAGUCCUUUAUCCUCCUCACAGACCACUACAUACUGGCACGGAUCGCUUUCGUAGUAAUAGUUUUACUAAACCUUGGUGGGCUUGUACUCUUCAGAUUUAUGCCAGUCUCUUCAACAAGAGGACUGUCCUCUCAAGCCUGGAUGUCCCUGCAUCUGGUCAGCAAGAGCAACGUGUUCUUCUACACUCUGCUGCUGUUCAAUCUGUGUACAGCAUUAGGUCCGUGGUUCAUUGGGGAGGUCAUUGAUGGACACAUUGGCGUCUGCUUUGCUUUCGGUGUGUUUGUGGAUGGGCAUUUCCUUGAAGGCAGCCUGACGUAUGUUGUGGGAUUCAUUCAGGUGCUGUUCUUCAAUAUGCCCCUCACCUAUUACCUCUGCUGGAGUCUCCACCACAGGUGUCGCGGCACCAACUUCCGCUCUCAUUUCUGCCGGCCGGGCUGCCGAUGGAGGACUCUGGCAGUACACCUCGGCAUGCUGGUCCUCAUGAUCUGGCAGGCCUAUUCAUGCUACUUCCUGCUGGAGACCUACGGGUCGCUGGCCUUCUUCAUGUCACCUGUACGCACCUGGGCCCUCCUCAUGGGCCUGCUGCUGGUGUACAGGGCAUGGUGGGGGAAACCCCUGCGCUUCUCCGAUGGCAGCAAAACCAACCGGCCGUUGUGACGGUGACCGAUUCACCUCGUCUGUAUCGUUGUGCCGGGCGUUGUUUUGUGCCAAACUCUUCCCUCCUUUCGACAGAUUUCCAUUAGAGAUAUCGAAAAUAGUACUUCGUUGUAUUGGAGCGAUGAUGACAUCACUAGCGGAUGACGGAGCUGUCUGAAAGUUCACUAAUACACGUCGGUAGGUUGCCAGUUUCCACCGUUGUGAACCCGAGCAGUUGUGUGAGGUUUAUUCCGUUGAUAAACUGAGCAUUGCGUACUUGUCA